Molecule: messenger RNA, 2035 nt
Organism: Hydractinia symbiolongicarpus
Lineage: Eukaryota; Metazoa; Cnidaria; Hydrozoa; Anthoathecata; Hydractiniidae
Exons: 7
Coding region: 90-1208 (372 amino acids)
Source: RefSeq, a predicted model, not a curated record
GAAGAAGAAGAAGAAGAAGAAGAAGAAGAAGAAGAAGAAGAAGAAGAAGAAGAAGAAGAAGAAGAAGAAGAAGAAGAAGAAGAAGAAGAAUGAUUUGUAUUAUGCUGCUCUUAGUGCUGACAUACCAAUAUGGUUUUAGUGAAGCAUCAACUUGCGAAUCGAAAUAUAAAUGUAAAGAGUCAAAAACAUCCGCCACAUUCGCUUACAUCAGCAUGAACAAACUCAACAACACAAAGUUGAAUGGAACCAUACUAUCAACACAUUAUGUUGAAAAUACAACAAGAUGUAAUAAACUGUGCGCAAUGCAUGAUGGAUGUUUUUCAAUCAAUUUUGGGCCAAAGAACGCAUCAACGUUUGUUUGUCAAUUGCUUGGUGAAGACAGACGCACGAAUGCUGCGCUUCUGGUUAACACAACUGGAUGGUCGCUUUUCACGACAGCUAGUAAAUGUGAUGACAACCCAUGUAAACCCAGCAUCGAGAGAUGUCUUCCACAUUAUCGAAAUGAUUCAUACGCUUGUGUAUUUUCAAAUCCUUAUCACCUCCCAUUGAUGAACUUCACAUUUGAUGAAGAUAAUAAAUGCUCUGGUUGCAAAGCCAGCGCGUAUUGGCCGGGUGGAAAAAGAAUAAAUGUCCCUGAUCGAAUAACCAAAGUGAUGUAUUUGCCAGAAUCAACUAAAUACGGAAAUGGAGCUAGCUUAACUCCUGUUGGGUGUCUUAAGGAUUUGUCAUCUGCGUUUCCUGGAAGCUGUGAUAGUGAUGGUUUUGUAUUUUCCUUCUGGUACAGAACAUUCAUGCGUUCGCUUGGAGACGCCCUUUUAUUUCAGAGUUUCAAUAAUGGUUUCUAUGUCCGUAUCAAUUAUCGAAAUGCUGAAAGAAAAACUGCGUCCUGGUCGAUUUAUUUACAUACGUCAAGUUAUGACUAUCGUUUUGUAAACUAUGAAGGUCCUGAUGCUUCUCAAUGGAUUCACUUUGUUUUCAAAUUUGAUAUUGCAAAUGACCUGUUUUCUGUAUUCAUUAAUGGAAUACAUGCAUUUAAUGGGGAAAAAGUUACCAAAUCACGUAAUGGUGAUAACACUCAAUUGAAAGUAGCUUGGAAGUACACAAGUGGCAAGAAAUACAACGCGAUGUUUGAUGAUAUUGUGUAUUAUAAUCGUUUGCUUUCCAAUGAAGAAAUUCUCAAUCUCCACAAGGAGCAGGCCACGCAUUAAUGAAACACCGGGAUGAUGUUAUCGCUAGUUCUCUCAAAAUUGCAUAUCAUAGUUAGUUUCAUUGGUUCUCCUUUAUUUGAUUUUAUUUAUGGGGAAUUUAUUUAUGUGAAAGAACAAGCAUUAAUAACAGCACUGUGCAAAUUUGUAAAUAUACUGAUGUUUUUUUACGUGUACAAUUAUAUAGAUUCCUGGUUAUUCGAACAAGCAUUUACUCGAAAUUUUCGGCUACCAUUUUUGUUUCAUAUGUGACAUCAUGUAGCAAAUUUGAUUCUAUUUUGGAAAGCCUAUCAAAAUUUAUGGAUUGUCGGGAGAAUAACCUGCUACCGCCUUCUGUACUGAAUAGGGUUAAGGAAAAACCAAAGGAAAUAAAAACAACUUUAAAUAAGCGGAAAUUUGAAUAACUGCCGACUUGAGCAACCGGCAGUCAACAAUGUAAUAAUUUUACAUCACUAGUCGUUAUCCCGUGGAAAAAUCCACGGGUUCGCCCGUCGCAGCUAAGCUACCAUUUUGCGUGACAGACAGACGUAUACGGGCAUUAUAAUAUAGACUAGUCGUUACCCGUGGAAAAAUCCACGGGUUCGCCCGUCCUUUAUAUUUACCCGUCGCAACAAUGUGGAUAAAAAUAUAUCACAUUUGAUAUUCGUGUUUCCGUAACAUCAUUUUCUAACUCAGCGGGGGGUCCGCGCAGAAACAGACAGACGACGGCUAUUUUAUAAUAUAGAUACACACUGAGCAUCAAUUAUUUGUAAAAGCUUUAUGUUGUAGAUAAUUUUUUUGAGCUAUUAUCAUGUAAAAUUUUGGAUCUUUUGAAAAUCAAUUGUACACUU